AUGCUACGUAACAACAACGACACCGCCACUGCUGAGGAUGACGUGAAGCAUAGCAACACCGGAGCCAAGACGGCGGUGGCUCACAAGAAAUGGGUCGAGAGGCGCAACAAGGCUAUGAGAAAAGCUCAACAGAACGGAACUGGCAGCCUUCAACCAGCCAAAACCCUCGGUCCCGUCCAGUCCUCGCCGACGCGCACGCCAUCGCAUCCAUAUGCUACACCCGCUUCCACCGCCCAUUCAUCGAGAACGACCCAGCAGGUUCCUCGUGGAGUGGUAUUCACAAACGAUCAACCAUUCAUCGAAGCAGGCGCAAGAGCAGACACAGUGUUCGAAGGCAUGGUGCAGGAUGCUAUGGCUGCUGUCGUGAUGCAGAUGUACCAAUGCGAACUAAUGCAAUUGCCACCGCCCCAAAUAACGUCCAAGGAUUCGCUCUACGACGACAUCUACGAUGAGUUGACGGAGUAUUCCAUCUAUCCCAAGGCUUCUCGACCCAAAUCCCGCAUCGUGCCCGCCCACUCACCGCCGCCGUAG
Molecule: messenger RNA, 531 nt
Organism: Zymoseptoria tritici IPO323
Lineage: Eukaryota; Fungi; Ascomycota; Dothideomycetes; Mycosphaerellales; Mycosphaerellaceae
Exons: 3
Coding region: 1-531 (176 amino acids)
Source: RefSeq, a predicted model, not a curated record